This is a messenger RNA of Hypomesus transpacificus, 1285 nucleotides long. It is a transcript of the gene mrpl28, whose product is annotated as mitochondrial ribosomal protein L28. The coding region runs from base 153 to 914 and encodes 253 amino acids. The transcript is spliced from 6 exons. Gene Ontology annotation, molecular function: structural constituent of ribosome. Lineage: Eukaryota; Metazoa; Chordata; Actinopteri; Osmeriformes; Osmeridae. The record is from RefSeq and is a predicted model, not a curated record. Gene Ontology annotation, cellular component: mitochondrial large ribosomal subunit.
UAGGCGUUCCAAUGCUUACCGGAAGCAAGUGUGUGUCCUUGGCAUGAUUGAGUCGCGUGUGGGAAAUAUUCGGGGUUUAAUGGUUUAAGUGGAUGUUGAUCUGAUUGUUAGGCCUAGGUUCGAGUGUGCUAGCUAAUUCUGGCCAAACCACCAUGCCUCUCCACAAGUAUCCCCCGAAAAUCUGGGAAGCGUUGAAGCUGAAGCAGGGGAUCUACACACGUCUGCCCAAACACUACCUGCGGUCGCUUGAGGAGAAGAGGGAGCCCAUGCCUGUCCACUGGAGGCCACUGGGGGUGAAUUACAGAGUCAGCCCCAAGACAGGGCUCAAAGAGCGGGUUCAGGACAUUCCUAUCCCCAUCUACUACCCUGCAGAGUCCCAAAAAGGUCUUUGGGGAGGAGAGGGCUGGAUAUCAGGCUUUAAAUAUGCUAAAAAUGACAAACUCUGCCCCCGCUUGGCUAAGACAUGGAAGCCUCAGCUGUUCAACAGGGAGCUGUACAGCGAGAUCCUUGACCACAAGUUCACCAUCACAGUCACAGCUCGUGUUCUUGACCUCAUCGACACUGCGUACGGGUUCGACUUCUACAUACUGAAGACUCCCAAGGAGGAUCUGAAAUCCAAGCUGGGAAUGGACCUGAGGCGGGCCAUGCUGCUGCGUCUGGCCCGGAGAGAGACAGAGCUCUACCCUGAUGACCCAGUCAAGAGGGAGAAGAUUUAUAACAAAUACAAGCAGCACUUGGAGGUCCCGGAGGAGGAGGCAGAGUGGGUGGGGCUCAAUCUGGAGGAGGCUGUGGAGAAACAAAGACAACUUGAAUAUAAGGACCCAGAACCUGUGUUUAAGAGCUGUGUGGAUAACCUGGUCACACAACUGACCAUCCAGAAACUCUCAGAGCCCGAGCUGAUAGAGAGGAAGUGAGGAAAAAUGUACCACUGGAGAUAACGAGGUCACUUCUUAUAAAGUAUGAGGUCACAUCCUGUCCCAAUGAACACUGGAUUAAACACACUAUCAUAUUCCAGAGAAAGACACUUGUACUUGUCCAAAGUUGUUGUGUAUUCUGAUCAUGCUAGGAGGAGAAAAGGAAAGAGCAAUUUUAAACAAGGGAGGACAGAAGGAUACAUUUUGGGGGGAAAUUUGAAAAUUUCUUAACAGUAACAAUACUUCUCACCUGACAAAGGAAUUUUCUCAGACUCUAAACUGUAAAUAUUCUCAUAAUUUCUGUGUUAUAUGUGAAUGUUAGAAAGUGCUCUGGAGCAGUGAUCCAAGGAAUAAAUCUUCAUAUUUCUUCA